Heterobasidion irregulare TC 32-1 is the source of this 738-nucleotide messenger RNA. RefSeq lists its product as uncharacterized. The record is from RefSeq and is a predicted model, not a curated record. The transcript is spliced from 3 exons. Lineage: Eukaryota; Fungi; Basidiomycota; Agaricomycetes; Russulales; Bondarzewiaceae. The annotation marks the transcript as partial.
AUGCUCCGACGCCCUCUCGCGCACUGGGUUCUCGCGGCCGCGGCCAUAGCGCGCGCGCUCGUAGCCGCCACCUCGGUCCCCGAGAGCAACACAGCAGAGCCUGCGUCCCGCUGGCGCCAUCUCGCCCUCUACACCCGAGACACCUUCGUCGUAGAUGCCCAAGGAAACCCCUUCUUCUGGCAGGGAGACACGGCAUGGGAGCUCUUCCACCGUCUCAACCGGUCCGAAGUCGUCCACUACCUCGACGACCGCAAAGCCAAGGGAUUCAACGUGAUCAUGACCGUCGCCAUCCCGGAACUCAACGUGACGGCGCCGAAUAGAUACGGCGAACUUCCGCUCGUCGACCUCGACCCGACGAAGCCGAACCCGGAGUACUUUGCAAACGUCGACUGGUGCAUCGACCGCGCGACGGAACGCGGGAUGCGCGUCGCCAUCGCACGUUUGUUCCGCUUCCGCUUCUCCUCCUCCCUCCCUCGACUCGACACACUGACCUGCCCCACAGGCUGGCACGGGCCCCCAAUCCUCUUCAACGCCACCAACGCAGCCGUCUACGGAGAGUGGUUCGGCCGGCGCUACGCCGGCUUGCCUAAGAUCGUCGGUGCAGACUCGGACCGCUGGUGGCCGACGAACAUCACGGCCUACAACGUCGCGCGCGCGAAAAACGCGGGGCAGGCGACGGACGUCGGCGGCAUCGGGCGGCUGCCGUUCGCGGACACGGGCGACGUCUGGGAGGCCCUG